AUGCACACUCAGUACUUGAUCUUCGCUGCUAUUGCCUUGGUGGCAGCAAGGCUGCUAACCAUCGUCACCCAGACUCUCCUGUCGCCACUGCGAACAGUGCCAGGUCCCUUUUUGGCACGUCUCACUAACCUAUGGUAUCUCCAGCGGGUCAGGAACGGGUCCUUUGAAUGGGAAAACAUCGAGCUUCACAGAAAACAUGGACCGGUCGUUCGCGUUGCACCCAACAUGUAUUCCAUCGACGACCCGGACGUCAUCAAGGCCGUCUAUGCGAUCAAUUCCAGAUUUCCCAAAUCCGACUGGUAUGAAGGUUGGAAGCACCCAGAUCCCGAGAGAUGGUCGUUGUUCACCUUGAGAGACAUGAAAAAGCACAGCGAAGAACGACGCAAGUUUCAAGCGCUGUACUCGAUGAGUAGUCUAGUGCACUAUGAACCAUACGUGGACGAAUGCUUGGAGCUCUUCAAUCAACGUAUGACCGAAGUGGCGAAUGCUGGUAAGACUAUCAAUAUGGCUCACUGGGUCCAAUGCUAUGCGUUCGAUGUCAUCGCCUAUUUGACAUACUCGAAGCGAUUCGGUUUUCUGGAUACCGGUCUGGACGUGGACAGUCUCAUUGCGAUGUUGGAGGACGUGCUGAGGUACUCUACCUUGAUUGGUAUCUAUGCUCGAUUACACCCAAUUCUUUGGCCUAUCACGACUAAGAUCAAGGCCUCUGGUGCUGGCGCACCUCGCCUCAACUCUUGCAUCCAGAAGUGGAUGGAUGAAAAGACCGCUUCCCAGGAUGUUGAGAAGUUGACAGAGAGGACUGAGGACCAGACUGGGCCGCAAGACUUUCUGGAAAAGCUAUUGAUUGCCCACAACAAAGAGCCCGGGAAAGUCACCAAAUACAAUGUGUAUGCGGCAGGACUGAGUAACAUCACGGCAGGCUCUGAUACAACAGCAUCGACCAUUUCGGGGAUUCUAUAUCACCUCGUGAGGAACCCAGACAAGCUGCAGAGGCUGAGAGAUGAGAUCGAUCAAUUCGCGGCUGAUGGUAAGAUCAGUCGGCCCAUCCAGUUCAAGGAAGCACAGCAGAUGCCCUACCUACAAGCGGUGAUGAAGGAGGGCAUGAGAUGCCACUCAGCUGUAGGCUUGCCACUCUGGCGGGUGGUCCCUGAAGAAGGAUUGACCGUCUCUAAUCGUUUCUUUCCUGGGGGGACAGUUGUCGGUGUCAACGCAUGGUGUGCGCACUUCAACAAAUCCGUCUUUGAAGAUCCAUAUACAUUCAAGCCAGAACGAUGGCUUGAGGUUGAGAAGGAAGGUGGUGAUAGGCUCAGACAGAUGGACGGCUAUUAUCUUCCGUUCGGCCUGGGCUCACGCACCUGUAUCGGGCGACAUAUUUCUACCUUGGAGAUGUCCAAGCUGAUACCGGAGCUGCUUCGAUCGUAUGAUCUGGAGCUGGCGUCCAACAAGUCGUGGGAGACGACGAACUGGUGGUUUGUUAAACCCAAGCAAUUCUCCGUCAAGGUCAAGGUCCGGGGUGUGGCAUAG
Molecule: messenger RNA, 1524 nt
Organism: Cyphellophora europaea CBS 101466
Lineage: Eukaryota; Fungi; Ascomycota; Eurotiomycetes; Chaetothyriales; Cyphellophoraceae
Exons: 5
Coding region: 1-1524 (507 amino acids)
Molecular function (GO): iron ion binding; oxidoreductase activity, acting on paired donors, with incorporation or reduction of molecular oxygen; monooxygenase activity
Source: RefSeq, a predicted model, not a curated record